Cyprinodon tularosa is the source of this 3056-nucleotide messenger RNA. RefSeq names its product calcium homeostasis endoplasmic reticulum protein (gene cherp). NCBI's taxonomy places the organism in Eukaryota, Metazoa, Chordata, Actinopteri, Cyprinodontiformes, Cyprinodontidae. Gene Ontology annotation, molecular function: RNA binding. The record is from RefSeq and is a predicted model, not a curated record. Gene Ontology annotation, biological process: intracellular calcium ion homeostasis; RNA processing. The transcript has 19 exons. Gene Ontology annotation, cellular component: perinuclear region of cytoplasm. Bases 222 to 2930 code for a protein of 902 amino acids.
AGAAGAAGAUAGCGCGUUUCCGGUACUAGCAGAGCUCUGCUAUUGUUGCUCUACGUGCUGGUUUUCUAAAUUCAUUCCGUUUGGUUGAUGAAAUCCCAAUAAACUGCAGACAUACAUAUAUCUAUCGACUUUGAGGGGAAUUGCCUCCUAAAAGGUCCAAUAUUUGGAUCCUAUUAGCCCCGCAUGUUGGUUUGUAGCGGUUUGCUCCGACAUAAGCCGCCAUGGACGUCCCUACCCCCCCUGAAGACCAAGAGCUAAGGAACGUGAUCGACAAGCUGGCCCAGUUUGUUGCUCGAAAUGGACCGGAGUUUGAAAAGAUGACGAUGGAAAAGCAGAAGGACAAUCCCAAAUUCUCCUUCCUGUUUGGGGGAGAACAUUUCGGCUACUACAAGUGCAGGCUUGCUAUGGAGCAACAGCAGCAUAUGUUUAACCCUGGAAGCAAAGACCUGCUGGACAUUCCGCCUCCUCCAUCGAUGCAGCUGGUUCCUCCUCCUCCGGUUGCUCUGUCAGCUUCACCCUCUAUAGAUGAACUCAUCCAGCAAAGCCAGUGGAAUCUGCAGCAACAAGAGCAGCACCUCUACACUCUCAGACAGGAGCAAGUGACGGCUGCCAUCGCCCUGGCAAUGGAGCAGCAGAUUCAGAAGCUUCUGGUAGAAACUCAGCUGGACAUCACAGAGUUUGACAACCUGCUGCAGCCCAUCAUUGACACCUGCACUAAAGACGCCAUCUCUGCCGGUAAAAACUGGAUGUUCAACAACGCCAAGGGUCCACAGCAUUGUGAAUUGAUGGCGUCGCAUCUCCGGAACCGCAUCACCAUCGACGGCGCACACUUCGAGCUCCGCCUGCACCUCAUCUAUUUAACCAACGAUGUUCUCCAUCACUGCCAGAGGAAACAGCAGAAGGAUUUGCUGACGGCGUUGCAGAAAGUGGUUGUCCCCAUCUACUGCACCAGUUUCCUCGCUGUAGAGGAAGAGAAGCAGCAGAAGAUCACUCGGUUGCUGCAGCUUUGGGAGAAGAACGGGUAUUUUGAUGAGGAAACCAUUCAGCAGCUGCAGAACCCGGCACUGGGCCUGGGACAGUACCAGGCCUCCCUGAUAACGGAGUAUGCUGCCGUGGUGCAGCCCAUCCAGCUGGCCUUCCAGCAACAGAUCCAGGCUUUAAAGACCCAACAUGAGAAGUUUGUUGUGAGUCUGAAGCAGCGGCAGACGGGUCCUGUAAGACCCGCAGCAGCCCCCUCUGAAGCUGAUAAACCUCCAUCAUUGGCGCCACCUGCUGGGGAAGUAAAGCCUCCUGUGAUUGGUCCUCCCUCAGCGGACUUUGAAGUUGCUCCCAGAUCACAGGACUCCAAAAACGCCAGUGGACCAUCGGAUAUUCCCGCCAACAAGCCUGCCUGGUUUGAAUCGCAGCACGUCGGACCCUGGAACCCCAACCAGCCGCCUCCCUUUGACCCGAACCAGCCCCCUCCUCCCUGCCCCCCCUGGAACAGCCAUGAGGGAAUGUGGAAUGAGCAGAGGGAGCCAGGGAACUGGAGCGGAGGUCCUCUGAGAGACGGAGGCCUGUGGAGCGGGCCAGGAGGCUCCGAGCCUGGCCCCCCAUCUUGGAACUCGUUUGACCAGCAGCCCCCGUGGGGGAAUCAGAGCGACCAGCCUCCAUGGGGUCAAAGAGAGCCCCCAUUUCCUCCACGGAUGCAGAGACCGCCCCAUUUCAGAGGACCAUUUGCGCCGCACCAGCAGCACCCCCCUUUUAAUCAGCCCCCACCGCCCCCGCACAACUUUGGCCGAUUCCCGCCCCGCUUCGUGCAGGACGACUUUACUCCCAGACAUCACUACGAAAGACCCCCGUACACGUCACACCGCUUCGACUACCCUCAGGGAGAAUUUCCCGGAGACAUGCCCGGGCCUCCCCUUCACCACCACCCCAAUCAGCGGAUGCCUCCACCAGCCAUCGGCGGCGAGCAUCCACCCUGGGGCGCGGGCCAGCACCAGGACUUUGGCCCGCCGCAGCACGGCUUCAAUGGCCACUCGCCUCAAAUGCGCCAUCGACAGCAUCCCGUCCAGGACGACCCAAGUCUGGUUCCCAACGUGCCCUACUUCGACCUGCCAGCCGGGCUCAUGGCUCCACUGGUCAAACUUGAGGACUACGAUUACAAACCUUUGGACCCCAAGGAUAUCCGGUUACCCCCUCCUAUGCCCCCCAGCGAUCGGCUGCUAGCUGCUGUUGAGGCUUUCUACAGCCCUCCGUCACAUGACCGACCCAGAAACAGUGAAGGUUGGGAACAGAACGGGCUGUACGAGUUCUUCAGGGCCAAGAUGAGAGCUAGAAGAAAAAAGGAACAGGAGAAAAGGAACAGUCACGGAGGCAGCCGCUCCAGGAGUCGCUCUCACAGUCGAAGGAGAUCCUCGUCUCGCUCCAGCUCUCACUCCUCCAAGUCCUCCAGGUCACGCUCCGGGUCGUCUCGCUCCCGCAGCCGCUCCCGCUCCUACUCGCGCUCCAGGUCCAGGAGUCGAUCAAGGUCUUCUCGGAGUCGCUCCGGAUCCAGAUCCAGAUCCCGCUCCGCUUCUCCAGCCAAGCGCAGCCGUGCUCCCAAAUCCCGGAGUUCUUCUCCUACCUCCAAUCCAGCAUCGAGCGCCUCUUCCUCUAAAGGCCCGGCUCCAGACACCCGAUUGGGAGAGGAGAAUAAGGGCCACCAGCUGUUAUUAAAGAUGGGUUGGAGCGGUUCUGGGGGGCUGGGGGCCAAAGAGCAGGGUAUUCAGGACCCCAUCAAAGGAGGAGACAUCAGGGAUAAAUGGGACCAGUACAAAGGUGUGGGAGUUUCUUUAGACGACCCGUAUGAGAACUACAGAAGGAAUAAGAGCUACAACUUUGUUGCCCGGAUGAAAGCAAGAGAAGAAGUUAACAGGGAACCCCAGGAACCCCCCCCGACCGACUGAGGCAGCCGGUGUUUCAGCUGAAAACGUCUCCUGGACGCCACGUCCCAGUCCUGCUAGUUUAGCGUUAGCGCUCUUCACUAAAUCAUUUCCUGGCUGUUUGGUUUCAACAAUAAACUAACGAUCAUC